AUGCCGACCACACCCAACUCACGUUCGAUACGUAGUAACAUCCCCUCGACUACCCCGGCUGGCCCUCCGCCUUCAUGGCUGACGCAGAGGUCCACGACGCCUGAUGGCCAGCCGCCGCGUUCGUCUUUCAAUGCCGCGAACAAUACCUUUGGGAAGAAGACUGCCAGCUUCGAGGUACCUGAUCAGGAUGACGACGACUACGACUUUGAUCAGUAUGGUGAGGAGGACGCUGAGGGCGAGGUAGACGACACAAUGGAUCUGCUCAUGGACGCCGGCGCAUACAGCACGAUGAAGAGCUCCCUCCCAGCACCGAGAUCACGCGGCGUGAAGAGAAGUCUGGAGGAAGAUACGCGCGACAGGCCUACGGCGAAGAUUGCGAGGGGCAUGACGGGUGGACGAAAGCCGGCAGAGCUCAAGGAGACGGAUAUAAUCGUUGUGCAGAGCGAGCGUAUUGUUGGUGAUCUGGGGUCGAGGUUGCAGCGACAGCCGGCACAGCGAGAAGUCAUCUUGACGGAUACUGCUGCGCAGCUCACCAAGCUGUGGAGGCAGGAGGCGAAGAUUGAGACCAAGUCUGGGGGUAUUGGGCCUGAUGCGAGUGAUGGCUUUAGCAAGGCGAAUUAUGUCGCCAAUCUCCUGCUUCAGCUUCAUCAUCCUCACAGUAGCAAGGCCAGCAAGGCUCUGGCUCGGCAGGCCCGAUCGACACCGCUCGAUACUGCAUCGUCGAGUGCAGUCCCGGUACCGCGAGCGCUCAUCGACUGGCUUGAAACCUACCACGUUCCCUUCCCCGAUGACUUCGACAACAUCUUCCAGAACUCACCCUCGCCGUCUGCACACGAGUCCUUCUGGGACAUUGUCUUCGCCAGUCUCUUGCGCGGCAAGCUAAGACAGGCGAUCCGGUUGCUAAAAGAUGCUGGCUGGCGAUAUGCUGCGACUGCGAGGGAAGAUGAGAGGCGAGAUCAGGAGUACAACGAUCAACAAGUCUACAAUAUUGAGCUGGCGGUAAGAGAUGUCCUGGAGGUGUUGGAGAGUUGUCCCGGCUACAAGUACGAUGACUGGGAUGGGAAAGGCAUGGACUGGACGAUCUUCCGCCAGCGAGCUGGUGCCAAGUUGGCUGAUUUGGAGGACUUUGCGGAAGGAGACGGAUCGAACUUUCAGCAGUCGGAGCAGCGGCUGUUCACGAAGAGCUUGGGGCAGAGUGAUAUGAACCUUUCGACUGCGAGCAGGAUGGCUUCGAGCAAAGUCCCUUGGAACGUGUACGAGAAUUUGAAGCUGUUGUACGGGAUACUUCUGGGUCAGUCAGAGGAGAUCUUGAUGACUGCCCAGGACUGGUUGGAAGGCACGAUCUAUCUGGCGGUCUGGUGGGAUGGGUCGAACCAAGAAGGCUUGGACACGAGCCUGAAUAAGAGCAGCAUCCGCAAGAGUACGACGCAGAAACCUCGCGAUGUCGAUAUCACACCACUGGAGGCCUACAGGAGGAGACUCGCUGACGCCUUUGCACGAGUGACCGAGGAUCCUGAAGAUACUGUCUUCACGGUCAACACAAUGGACCUGGUGGAGGUUGCUACAGCAUGUGUACUUGAAGAUAGCGUCGGAGCUGUGAUAAGCAUUCUGCGUACAUGGAGCAUGCCAGUCACAGUCUCCGUCGUCGAGCUCGCAUACUUCGGCAAAUGGUUGCCCUCGAAUCGCCCUAUGAGCAGAGGCGGUCUGUUCGAUGCUGGGUUCUCUAGAGAAGAUCUCAUGCUACUCUCGACUGGCCCGUCAAAUCAAACAGUACAGGAUGGCACGGAUCCAGACGAGGUGCUCAGCCAGUAUGCCGAUUUGCUGUCGAGGAAGCAGCAAGUUGGAGACAGAGAAGGCUGGGAGCUUGCGGUCGCUGUGCUGAAUCGGUUGGAACAGAGCCAGGAUGCAGGCAAGAAGAUUGGCGAGCUUCUCGAUCGCCUGGAGCUGACAGAGGAGGCGAGAGUCGACAAAGUGUUGCAAGUGUGCGAUGAGCUUGGGCAGACAGAGCAGCGGAGAGGUAUAGCUGAGCGCUUCGCCGACUCUCUUGCAGAGCAAGGCUCGAAGGCGUACGGCUCUGCUUUGAUUUACUACGCCCGAGCGCACGCAGAGUCGAAGCUGAAGUCAACAGUCUCCCUUCUCGUGGAGCUGUGUCUACUUCAUUCAGCUGCGAUGCCUGCCGAAGCAUUGCUUGAUACUAAGCUCGAAGGUCUCUUGGGCGUGGACCGCCCAGCGCUAAAGGAACUGUCUCGGACCGACCUCGACGCGGCUUCACUUCUGUCUUCACAAUUGAGUGGUUACGCAACACUUCGCAAGUUCUACGACUUGCGAGACCAGGACGUCUACGCUACUAUCAGGACACCGAUGGGCAGACCUCUGAAGUCACUCGAGCGGCGACGAGCAGCGGCAUCGUCGCUCGUAGCGGUCAUCAGAAGCGCAGCAGACUGUAUCUCUGGCGGUCUCUUCGAUCCUGACAUCGAGUCCGUGAUUCCGGCAGAUGGCCUACUCACGCUACUCGGUGAAGCACUACCACUUCUAGGGCAAGACCAACGCAUCUUCACCCAAGAACAAGUCUUCGCCCUCCUCGCUGUCGUAGAAGACUUCUCCGCCUCGCCCUCUCGAAUCCGCGAGAACGCCGACAGCUUACUCGCCUCGAGCCUGAACGCCUACAUGGACGAGACGAGCACCGCCUCCGGCAUCCUGAAGAAGUCACGCAGCGAGCUUGGUGGUAGCAGUUGGGACCUUCUCGCUAUCAGUAGUACGGAGUUGAUGACGAGGUCGCAGAAGGGCAAGAAGCAGGCUAAGCUUGAGCGGGCGUGGGAUUGGAGGCAGGGGCUCGUCGGGAUGGGUGGGAUCGAGGAUCCGGAUGCAAAGAUGGUGGUCAAGCUGGUGAGAGAGGCACUUGUUAGGGAAGUGGCUGGUGGAUGGGGAGGGAGGUUGAAUUGGUGA
Zasmidium cellare ATCC 36951 is the source of this 2946-nucleotide messenger RNA. RefSeq lists its product as uncharacterized. The coding region runs from base 1 to 2946 and encodes 981 amino acids. Gene Ontology annotation, biological process: mRNA export from nucleus; protein import into nucleus; positive regulation of DNA-templated transcription. The record is from RefSeq and is a predicted model, not a curated record. NCBI's taxonomy places the organism in Eukaryota, Fungi, Ascomycota, Dothideomycetes, Mycosphaerellales, Mycosphaerellaceae. Gene Ontology annotation, cellular component: nuclear pore outer ring. Gene Ontology annotation, molecular function: structural constituent of nuclear pore. The transcript is spliced from 2 exons.